AAGCGGAGGGAGGAUGGGAAAUGUAGUUUAAUGUAGAGCGGAAAGGCUGGUGCUUAAAUAAUGCUGGGGAGAGGUUCGAGUCAAGAGGUUGAGGAUGUGUUUAUAAUAUAGUAACAAGGAAACUGGAACAGGUAACAAUAUGAGGAGUUACUGUAACGGUAGAAGAAGAAUCGCUACUUGACAAGCUCCUGACAUUGCUGCUUCCGUGUGGCAGGCGGAUGGGGUCAGCGCUGAGCCGGGAAUAAGGCGGAGCUGGAGCUGGAGCUGGACGAGCUGCAGUCAGUGAAUUGGGUUCCUCGUCCCCGAUCUCUUUCUUGCAGUGAAAAAUAAAGCAGGCCCAGAGACCCGCAAAGAUGCACCGCAGGGGAGUUGGAGCCGGCGCCAUCGCCAAGAAGAAACUCGCAGAAGCUAAGUAUAAAGAGCGAGGAACAGUGAUGGCUGAGGAUCAGCUGGUUCAGAUGUCAAAGCAGCUGGAAAUGUUCAAGACCCAUCUGGAGGAAUUUGCCAGCAAACACAAACAAGAGAUUCGGAAAAGCUCAGAGUUUCGUGUUCAGUUUCAGGAUAUGUGUGCAACAAUUGGAGUGGACCCUCUUGCCUCUGGCAAAGGAUUCUGGUCAGAGAUGCUAGGUGUCGGUGACUUCUACUACGAACUGGGAGUGCAAAUUAUUGAAGUGUGUCUGGCUCUGAAACACAGAAAUGGAGGUCUGAUCACACUGGACGAGCUGCACCAGCGUGUACUGAAAGGUCGAGGCAAGUUUGCCCAGGAUGUCAGUCAGGACGAUCUCAUUCGGGCCAUCAAAAAACUGAAAUCCUUGGGUAAUGGUUUCAGUAUAAUCCCAAUGGGAGGCGGAUACCUGGUACAGUCUGUCCCCGCAGAGCUGAAUAUGGAUCAUACAGUGGUGCUGCAGAUUGCAGAGAAUGGGUAUGUAACAGUCAGUGAAAUUAAGUCCAGCCUGAAGUGGGAUGCUGAACGUACUAACCAAGUACUGGAACAUUUGUUGAAAGAAGGCUUGGCGUGGAUAGAUAAACAAGCUCCUGAAGAGCCUCAAUACUGGUUACCUGCACUCUUUUCCGAUCUAUACUCCCAAGAUGUCACUCCUGAAGAAGCUGAUGCAAGUUUGCUGUGAGGAAAAAUUAAUACUUCAGUCCAGAGAGUGAAUAGACUCCAUCCACCUUGAUGGUUCUGACACCAGAAUGAAAGACUGGAUGUUCAAGUUCUGGAUACACAAAUCUUUUUGUAGCAGGCAACUUCCAGUAUCCCUGCAUAUGAUACUUGCACAAUUAAAUGGCAUUUCUCAGCCUUUAACCACUGGAAACUAACCCAAGGUAUUGUACUGCUACACACACGGUUUGGAUUUUGAAGAAAAAGUCAUUUGACACAUCUGUCCAAACAUUUUAAAAUUGCCGUUGAAGUGGUGUUGCUGCAGAUCAAGAGUUGGGAGCAGAAUAUUUGACCUGCAGAAUUGUCUGGAUAAGUCGACUGAAAUACUAAUCUCCCGCUAAAGCUUGUAAUUUUGCUGGUGAUGAAGAUAUACAAAAUAUUGGUCAGAAAAACAACAACUGGGUCAGUUGUGCCUGUCUUGCUCUCAUAAUGAUGACUUCUUAUUCUUCCCCUGACCCCAAAUCUUUGACUGAGAAGUUACCACUUGAAGGCAAACCUUGGCAUUGGCAAGGUUUUGUAUUACAAAACUCAAUUCAAUUUAAUUUUGUCAAAAGAAA
Chiloscyllium plagiosum (whitespotted bambooshark) is the source of this 1719-nucleotide messenger RNA. It is a transcript of the gene snf8, whose product is annotated as SNF8 subunit of ESCRT-II. The record is from RefSeq and is a predicted model, not a curated record. Gene Ontology annotation, biological process: protein transport to vacuole involved in ubiquitin-dependent protein catabolic process via the multivesicular body sorting pathway. Lineage: Eukaryota; Metazoa; Chordata; Chondrichthyes; Orectolobiformes; Hemiscylliidae. Gene Ontology annotation, cellular component: ESCRT II complex.